Molecule: messenger RNA, 204 nt
Organism: Eruca vesicaria subsp. sativa (arugula)
Lineage: Eukaryota; Viridiplantae; Streptophyta; Magnoliopsida; Brassicales; Brassicaceae
Source: the annotation of a GenBank genome assembly
AUGACUAAAUCCAUUUUUUGUGCUGCCCUUAUCAUCCUUAUUCUAGGGCUGAUGGCUAAUGAGAUCCAAGGAGACAAGUGUGGGGAAGUUUUACCACAAGUAGAUUGUGGUACUGGCUCUUGUGGCGCUCUGUGCCGUCAACUAAAGCAUGGAGUUCCUCAUUGCGUUCGGGCAUCUGAUGGAAAAUUAUAUCUCAUUUUCUGA